AUGCUGUCCCUGCGCCCACCCUCGGCCCCCUCGACAGCAGCGCGAUGGGCAUUGCGCCCUCUGCCCCAGUCACCGCCACCGCCACUGCUACACACUCGCACUUGCACUCGCACUCGCACUCGCACUCGCACUCGCAGUCACGCCCUCGCCCUCACACACCCCGCCCGUCCCGUCACCCUCUCGCGUAGCUCUUCUACUUCUUCGACUUCUUCGACUUCUUCGACUUCUUCGACUUCUUCGACUUCUUCGACUUCUUCGACUUCUCCGACUUCUCCCACCACCACCGUCUUCUCCGGCAUCCAGCCCACCGGCGUCCCCCACCUCGGCAACUACCUGGGCGCCCUCCGCCAGUGGGUGCGCCUGCAGCGCGACGCCGCCCCCGCUUCGACCCUCCUCUUCUCCAUCGUCGACCUGCACGCAAUCACCGCCAGGCAGGACCCGCGCGCCCUCCACCAAUGGCGCCGCGAAAUGCUCGCCAGCCUGCUCGCCGUCGGCCUCGACCCGGCCCGCUGCAUUCUCUUCGCCCAGAGCCGCGUCAAGCAGCACGCUGAGCUCAUGUGGAUCCUCAGCUGCGGCGCCUCCAUGGGCUACCUGGGCCGCAUGACCCAGUGGAAGAGCAAGCUGCACCUGCCCGCCGACGCCUCGCCCCUCGCCGCCUCCCGCGACCAGCUCAAGCUCGGCCUCUUCUCCUACCCCGUCCUGCAGGCCGCCGACAUCCUGCUCUACAACACCACCCACGUCCCCGUCGGCGAAGACCAGGCCCAGCACCUCGAGCUCACCCGCGACCUGGCCACCGGCUUCAACCACCUCUACGGGCCCCUCCUCACUGUCCCCGAGACCCUGCUGAGCCCCGCCAAGCGUGUCAUGAGCCUGGCCGACCCCACCAAGAAGAUGAGCAAGAGCGACCCCAAGCCCAAGAGCCGCAUUCUCCUCACCGACUCGCGCCACACCAUCCACCACAAGCUCAAGGCCGCCCUCACCGACUCCAUCGACGGCCUGACCUACGACCGCCACGCGCGCCCGGGCGUCUCCAACCUCGUCGACCUCAUCUAUCACUUUGACCCAGCCGGCGCUGCUUCCCCGGAAGAGCUGGCCCACGACCUGCGCGGCCUGAGCAUGCGCGCCUUGAAAGAGAAAGCCGCAGACACUGUAGACGAGAGCAUCCGCCCCAUCAGGGAGCGCUACCAAGAGCUCAUGGCCGGCGACCAGAAGGAGCUCGUUGCCCACGCAGAGCAGGGCGCUCGGAAAGCAGAAGCUAUCGCAGAGUCCACCAUGCAAAGAAUACGGAAUGCCAUGGGUAUAGGCUGGUGA
Molecule: messenger RNA, 1311 nt
Organism: Ascochyta rabiei
Lineage: Eukaryota; Fungi; Ascomycota; Dothideomycetes; Pleosporales; Didymellaceae
Product: Tryptophan--tRNA ligase
Exons: 1
Coding region: 1-1311 (436 amino acids)
Biological process (GO): mitochondrial tryptophanyl-tRNA aminoacylation
Cellular component (GO): mitochondrion; mitochondrial matrix
Molecular function (GO): tryptophan-tRNA ligase activity; ATP binding
Source: RefSeq, a predicted model, not a curated record